AUGCUUCCGGCUUCAGGCGAAAUUAAUGGUAUUUAUGAACCGGAAAUUGUUAGAGGAUGUCGCCUCAUAAUGGUGGAUUUCGGAAACGUGACUCUUCAAUCCAUUCGUGCUCAGCUGGAUCUGCCUCGUACUGACGAAGCACCUACUACUGAACAGGCAUCACACGCCGGCUCCACAGACGUUCACUCUUCCAAAGCGUCCACGCUGGCUGCUACUGGUCGAGCGCAGUCCGAUGAGCGCUAUAAACAACUCAUGCAUGCGAGUCACGAGGAGCUCCUCUCGGAA
Messenger RNA from Rodentolepis nana, 285 nucleotides. NCBI's taxonomy places the organism in Eukaryota, Metazoa, Platyhelminthes, Cestoda, Cyclophyllidea, Hymenolepididae. The record is from the annotation of a GenBank genome assembly.